Amoebophrya sp. A120 is the source of this 613-nucleotide messenger RNA. The record is from the annotation of a GenBank genome assembly. Lineage: Eukaryota; Dinophyceae; Syndiniales; Amoebophryaceae.
UGUAGAUGAAGCGCACGAUGUUUAUUCACUUCAGAUGAUAUUCAUGAAAUGAUGUCAAGCCACUUCUAUGAUUUUCUUCGGGUUUGGCAGCGGGGUGACUUUCACGUCCCUUCGCUCUAAUAACCUUAACCAUGACCAUGUCGUCAAUACAAGAGCGGUAGCGUACGCAUAGGCGUAGUUUGAUUCCAGUUGUGCCGCUGCCGUCGUUUCUUGUAACGACCGCGCCGCCCAAGCCCAACAAGAACGACGAACCUCCCAAAGCGCGAUGGUUCUCACCCGAGCAGAGCGUAGGAAGCGCACAUCAGGCGGCGCAGCCAACCCACCUCCAAAUGUUAGCGCAGGAGUUGUUCUUGCAGCUCCUGGUGCUGUGUCUGGGGGAGUAGUACUUGCUCAGGGUCAACAAGCGUCCGCAUCGGCUUCGUCCAGAGAGCAUUCGCAAUCGGGGGUUGCGCCCCCGAUCAAUGGAGUUGGACAGCAGGGUAUGCAGAAUGGACGGCCACACGGCAGUGCACCGCAUCAACGAACCGGCGGCGUGGCUUCAUCUGCAGCUGGAACAAUGGCUUCGCGCGACCCCACUGUGCAUGAGGAAAGGCGUGCGGCCGCAGCACUGGGG